Leptonychotes weddellii (Weddell seal) is the source of this 824-nucleotide messenger RNA. It is a transcript of the gene SPRED3, whose product is annotated as sprouty related EVH1 domain containing 3. Lineage: Eukaryota; Metazoa; Chordata; Mammalia; Carnivora; Phocidae. The record is from RefSeq and is a predicted model, not a curated record. Gene Ontology annotation, biological process: negative regulation of Ras protein signal transduction; multicellular organism development; animal organ development. Gene Ontology annotation, molecular function: protein kinase binding. Gene Ontology annotation, cellular component: cytosol; membrane.
AAGUAGAUGUGGAGAAGCUAAGCCUGGGAGAAAAGAGAUGGCAUGAGGAAGAAAGAAGCCAUGCUGGAAGAAGGUACAUGGUUCCGGUCCGAGCCGUGGUGAUGGCCCGAGAUGACUCCAGUGGGGGCUGGCUGCCUGUGGGGGGCGGGGGCCUCAGCCAGGUGAGCGUUUGUCGGGUCCGAGGGGCCAGGCCCGAGGGGGGGGCCCGCCAGGGGCACUACGUCAUCCACGGGGAGCGCCUUCGGGACCAGAAAACCACCUUGGAGUGUACCCUGAGGCCAGGCUUGGUUUACAACAAAGUGAACCCCAUCUUCCAUCACUGGAGCCUGGGUGACUGCAAGUUUGGACUGACGUUCCAGAGUCCCGCAGAGGCUGAUGAGUUCCAGAAGAGCCUGCUGGCCGCGCUGGCCACGCUGGGUCGAGGCUCGCUUACCCCCUCUUCCUCCUCCUCUUCCUCCUCCCCUUCCCAGGACACCGCAGAGACUCCCUGCCCUCUGACGUCCCAUGUGGACAGCGAGUCCUCCUCCAGUCACAGCCGCCAGGAGACGCCUCCCACUGCCCCGGCGGCCACUAUCAUUACCGUGGAGUCAGCUUCUGGCUUCGGGCCGGCUUCGUCACCCCAGCACCACCGCUCCUCUGCUCAGAGCUACCCUCCGCUCCUACCAUUCACGGGGAUUCCGGAGCCCUCAGAGCCCCUGGCCGGGGCAGGGGGCCCGGGCUGGGGCGGCCGUGGCUAUGAGGAUUACCGGCGCGCCGGGCCGCCCGCGCCCCUCGCCCUGUCCACCUGCGUCGUGCGCUUCGCCAAGACCGGCGCGUUGAGGGGC